AUGGCAUUAAGGCCUUGUUCCAUCCUGCCCAGAUUUCACGGUGGCACCGUGAAAACGAGUAUGCGCCUGAUAUACAGGUCGACACCAAUGCUUCAUCGCACAAACAUGCCCCUGCAGCUGAGCGCGCAGGAUCCAGAUGUUUCCAGCCUCACCGACUACUUCGACCUCGUCACCAUCUUGCAGCCAAGCAGUGCAGCCUCUUGGACAGAUCCAGAGGCCGAAAUGUCCGAAAAAGGCCAUUCGAAGCAAGUUUACAGCGACCAACCCAAAAUCGACUUGGCGUGGCUGCCAUGUGGGGCUCCUCCGCAGGCAGGCUACACUUCCGAGCCCGUUUCCUUGGAUCUGCCGCUGAACGAUGGUGCGACGCCCCAAAGACGGAAGGCCAGCUCCCUCCAUGGGCUCAGCAACGCCGCUGAAGAGAGCCUCCUGAAGGCUCAGCAGCAGUUUUGGUGCCAACAGCUCAAGCUGCAUGACCAGAUAGAGGAUAUCAAGCCUCUGUAUGCAAAGCUGUGGCUAAAAGCGAUCGACGAGGAGGAGACGCAGGUUGCGGAGAAAGUGCGGCUUGAAACAGGAGCCGCUGUGAAGACGGAUGAAGGCGAGGCAGAAAGGAACGACUCCGGGGAGGACGAGACGGAGGAGGAUGGUUCAGACGAUGACACUGAGGAAGGCAGCGACGAAAGCGAACUUUCGGACGGGGACAUGGACUUGGAUGCGCAUCAAGGCACAAAGUGGCAAAGCGCAUCGCCCCUCGACAGACCGUCAGAUGCCGCAGCGUUUGAGCAGCAGCGUGCAAGGCGUGACAGCAGUGCCAGCUCGGUCCUCUCCGCCAGAGAUCAGGUGUUCAAGAAGCUGCAGAAGAUACUGACUGCGAAAGCCCGGAGAAAAUCACGCCGGACUUGCAACAUAUUCUUGGUCUCACCCGUUGAAGGUGAGAAUGCAUCUUUAGUUCUGCCACCCUUCAGCCCCAGCGAGGUCUUUGGGCCAGCGGAUGUUGAGCGAAUGAAGCAAGUACGAGACUCCCCGCCGAAGUGUCCAGGCCCCGAAGGCCUUCGAAUGCUCAAGGAGUUGGUUGCCGAGAUCAAGAAGGUCGAAGCUGCGAGUGAGUCUGCUUCCAUUUACAUGGGUGGUGCUUCGAUGCAGGCCGAACAGGCACCAUCCGUUACCUGCAUCCGAGUUCCAUGUGUCGUGAAAGCUUGGCACGCCCAUGUUAGGCUUGAGGAUGUGACACGCUCUCGGAUGUGUGCCUUUUGCAGCAACUCCGAGGAGUGUUGCCAAGAGUGUGAAGAUAGAGGCCUGGAAGGCAUUAUUCUUGCCCGAAUAGGGUUCCAGAAUCGCUUCUGUGCCCUGUACACAAUUCGCAUUCGUGCCAGGGUUGCCCGUGCAAGUCGCAACUACAAGCAGCGACAUGCUUCAGGUUUCAGGAGCUUUGAAGAUUCAUGGGCAACCCUUGCUUGA
This is a messenger RNA of Symbiodinium sp. CCMP2592, 1455 nucleotides long. Lineage: Eukaryota; Dinophyceae; Suessiales; Symbiodiniaceae. The record is from the annotation of a GenBank genome assembly.